This is a messenger RNA of Penicillium manginii, 2523 nucleotides long. It is a transcript of the gene slx4, whose product is annotated as protein slx4. Bases 1 to 2523 code for a protein of 840 amino acids. Gene Ontology annotation, molecular function: 5'-flap endonuclease activity. Gene Ontology annotation, biological process: DNA replication; DNA repair. The record is from RefSeq and is a predicted model, not a curated record. Lineage: Eukaryota; Fungi; Ascomycota; Eurotiomycetes; Eurotiales; Aspergillaceae. The transcript has a single exon. Gene Ontology annotation, cellular component: Slx1-Slx4 complex; nucleus.
AUGGUUCGCCACGAGGGGCGUCGCCACCAUCCAUCCCGUCACCUUCGGAGCUGUUCAAUCCUCUGUUACGCUCUCGAUUCUUUCCCCACCACGAAGGUGCCAGAAAUUGCGACCAAGAAAAAACCGCGGGUGACAAAAAGGUCAGAAGCUUCCACUUCUGACGACAAGAAUGAAUCAGCCAAGCCGAAAUCAAAGGUACCGAGCAUAGCUUCGACGGUAGACACCACCGGAAAUGCUGGACCUGUAACCCAGAAUGUCACAGACAGCGGGGCGAAGAAGAGCAAAGCGCCACGGAAAAGCCGUGCCACAGCAAGCACUAAGAAAAAAGAGACGGGCAACAUGACUUUAACGGGCAAAGUUACCAAAGGAGGGAGCAGUGCUCAAGUAAAGGAACCGAGCAAACGAAAGAAGAAGCAGACUGCACCCAGUGAGAGGCCCGAUGAGCCGAUUGGUCCAAUUGCUAUCGAAGAACCCGAAGCCGACAUGAAAGAUCGGGAGCUACAUCUAGACGAAGCUCUGAGGAGGAGGAUGGAUUGGACACCACCGAGAGAUACUUCUCCCAAGACUGGACUGACAAUGGGGGACGAAGGAGACACACAGAAAAGCUCAGCGCCAGCUGCCGUAGGUGGGUUCGACAAUUUGGUGUCAAAUUACAAUUACUCUGGAGCAGCUUCAGCUGUCCACGCAAUGCCCCCAACUGUGGGCAGAGGUCCCACUAAAAGGCGACGUAUCGAACUGGUGGAUCCUUUGCUCCAACCAUACCAAGUAUAUCAGGCCGAUUCGAAUGGAGAAAGCUCGACACAGGCCACAGAUUCGUCGACAUCUGGUCCUAAGUCAAAGAAGAAAUCAAGAGGCCCGAAACGAUUCACGACAUUGACCGCACGAAUGACAGCGCAAUAUACUUCGAACAACGCAAAUGACGAUGGCUCCGCCAGUGAAGAACUUCCGGCCACCAGAAAGACUAUUCCUAAACGACGAAGCAAAGGAAAAACGACGGAAGAGGAGGUUUUGUUUACCGUUCUUUCGCCCGAAGCCGUUUUCAAGUCUUUAGAGAAUCAGGAUCUCGUUUUUGGUACUUGUAGUCAACUUGAACGAGAGGAUUCCCCACAGACACUUGCCGAAAUGCAACAAGCUAUUCAAGCAUCUGAGAAUCUUGCCUUUGGCGGAAACAGCCAUCCCGCAACAGCGAAGGCCGCAUCGAAGGGCUCUGUGUCCUACCAACCCGGUACAAGGAAUCUUUGGAAGUCUGCUGCGCGGAGUACUGAAGGCUCCCUAGUCCAGGCUCAAGGGGUGGAGGGUGUCAAGCUGGCAAACCCGGCAGAGGCAUCUAAGGAAUUGAAUUCCAAAACAAAAAGAUCAUUGAAUUGGGAAGAUAAUGAUGACUGGUUUGAGCUUGACUAUGGCAUAUCCAAGCCUUCCCCGAAGCAGAAGACACCAUUGGACAACACAAAGUCUGCAGCCGUUCCUGCGCCCUCGGAACCCCUGGAGCCACCGGUCCAAGCUGAUGAAGCUGUUGCGAAGACGAAUCCCAAUCAGGAGCCCGACUCUCAACAGCCUCAGAUACCACAUUAUAGUGGAUUUACAGAUGCUGAACUCACCAAACAGAUUGCAGCCUUUGGCUUUAAAUCAGUAAGAGGUCGUAAGAAGAUGAUAGAGCUCUUGCAGAAGUGCUGGGAGUCCAAACACGGCAAUGGCCGUAAGACUACUACUCUUGUGCAAUCACAAUCCCAGCCUUCGUCACAAAUUGACAAUGGUUCAAGGCUCUCCAACUCUGCCCAGUCGCAAAGCCAGGGGCUUGCCCCGCAAUUAGAUACACAGAAAACAACUACUCGGCCCAAAGAUCAGACCAAGAAGAAAACUGCAUCUGCACCAGCACCAAGUGCAUCUUCAUGCUCGGAACAAAUGGACACGCCAAUAAAAAACCUGGUCUCUAUCAACUCCAAGAAAGUCUCCAAGGAUACAAACACAAGCUCUCAAGCUUUGACAUCGUCAUUCAUAGAUGUCGAAGAGAUUCAAGACUCCGAGGAUGAGACCGCUCCGUCGCCUAGUCAAAUCCAAAAGCGUUAUCGGAAGAUAUUGUCCACUGCUUCCGACCUCGCUCCCGAACCAUCUCUGGAGAUUCAGACCAAGGAAAUGGCUACAAGCCCCACAAAACGCAAAGCGGUUACCUCUAAAUCUAAAGUCACAACCAAGCCCUCUUCGUCUACACCCGCUAAGUCCGACAAAUCGGCUCUUUCGAAGCGCAGCAGUCUACCCGAUUUGGCUUCUCAGAUCACUAAGGCCGUACGCUCCCAACAUUUGCUCUCGCCGCUCUCAUCUUCAUCCGGAAGCCGAAGUCGCCCAACAUGGCAUGAGAAGAUCCUCAUGUACGACCCAGUUAUUCUGGAAGAUUUUACAACAUGGCUGAACAUCGAAGGUCUGGGGCUUGUUGGGGAGGAUAGAGAGGUCCAUGCUGCAGCGGCCAGGGAGUGGUGUGAGAAUAAGGGCAUCUGCUGUGGCUGGAAGAAUAAUGCUAAUUGGUGA